AUGUCGAUGCGGAAGGUGCUGCUGCUGGUCGCAUCAACGCUGAUGUGGCUGGCGGUGCUUGUGCUGUUGUCUUGGAGCGGGCUGUGCGUGGUGACGCUUCCGCUUGCUGCACAAGCUUCAAUGGCAAGCAGCGGGAUGGAGCUGCCAAAAACACACACAGCAAUGCUCAAUGUGAGCGACACACCUGGUGGUGGGUUGCGAGCAUCGGCAGCGUUGAAUGCAGACACACCGACGUUAGCAGCACGAUCAUCAUCAGCAACAGACGCAGCAGCAUUGACUGCACCAGCAGCACAGCAGCACGCGGCACGACGACGGUCGCUGUUGGCUGCGCCAUCAUCACCGCUGGCAGCGGGCUGGGGCGAUGAGCUGCAACGGUGCCCCUCGGAGACGUGCCGGGUCGUGUUUGUGCACAUCCCGAAGACCGGUGGCACGACGUUUAUUCAGGCCAUGGUGGCCUGGACGGCACGGCGUAAGCUGUCGUUCUUGCGCUGCAUGGAGCAUGUUUCUGCCAAAACGUGUCACGGCUGGACAGCGAGGAGUGAGGCGCCUGCAGCCGCCAAGACGGUGGUGGACCCCGUUGUCGGCGCAGAGGUGGUCACCCACCGCCCUGGGCAGCAGCAGCAACAGCACGAUGACGGUGGGCAGCACAGCAGCCCCAUGUUUAGGGAAGUGGCUCCAGACAUCGCGGGUGCUCGGGUCAUCUUUGGGCACAUGCCAUUCGCAGCCCUUCCCCCUUCUCCUGGAGUUGACACGGCAUAUGUGUCGGUGCUGCGUGAGCCCGUGUCACGGAUCCUGUCGCACUUCAACUACGUGAUGCCGCUGACGGGGUUUUCGUCGUGGUACCGGCGGCAGGUGCAGCACAAGGCGUGCAACCUGCAGGUGGCCUAUCUUGCCGGCGUUGCUGGCAGCGGGCCGCUCAGCGUCGCCGACGGCCACUGCCACCGCGUGAACGAGACCCACCUGUGGCUUGCCUGCAAGCAUUUGCGCAGCAACCUCUCCCUGGUGGGUCUGCACGACUUUCACCUGGAUUUUGACAAGCAGUUCCUGUGCAUGUUUGGCGGGAUGGACGUGGAAGCGGCAGAGACGGUGCUUGCACACCACGCCACCCCGCACGAGCACCGCGGCAAGCACCCGGCCCACUUUACCCCGCUCACGCUCUCCACCAUCACCGACGACAGGCUCAUCGAGCGGGUCUUUGAGGACAACCUGCUUGACGUGAUGCUGUAUCUGUAUGCGGCAGUGCUGCUGGGUCGCCUCCCACCAGACCGCUACGAAACACCACCGCAGCCCAGCGUGUCGCAUGCAGAGCCGCAUGCACAGCCACACGCACAGCCGCACGCACAAGCACACGCACAAGCGCCGCCUCUGGGCGAGUCUGCUGCGUGCGCGCGUGCACGGCGCUUUCGCCCCCCUGCCGGAUCCCCGGGCCCAUCGUUCUCGGUCCUGGACGUGCUCAUCAACGACACGUCUGAGACUAGCACCGGUGACCGUGACAACGAUGGCAGUAGCAGGGGUGAUGGUGGCAACAGUGACAAGAGUAGCAGCGACACCGGUGACCGUGACAACGAUGGCAGUAGCAGAGGUGAUGGUCGUACUGAGAUUGGCUACCGCCGCCAUGGCGACGCUUCUCAGCCAGGCAAUCCCCACCACACCCACCACUACCACAGUGCGCCACCGCCACCACCACCGUCACCACCACCAGCGCAGGAUCAGGUGCGGCUGCGAUCGUCAUUGUCGCGACAGGAGGCGCUGCUGCAUCGCCUCUACACGCGUGCCCUGCAGUCCGACCUCUUCCUCGCCCUACUCAGGCACAACAACAGCAACAACAGCAGCAACAAUGCUUGAUGAAGACAAUAAAAAGGACCCAUGACUCAAGCAAGAUGUGCCAGCUACACACCAAUCUCACGCGAGUUCACACACGACUGAGAAGCAGAGUGCAAAGGCAACAAACAAGCCAGCCAGCGAGUGCAGCAAGGCAAAACGAGUCAGCCAGCCCAAACGCUUUCGCGCAGCAGCAAGCACAGCAUGCGCAACAUCGCCGACAGAUUGGACCACGGCCCCACUCCAGCGCUCGCCGUUUGCGUGCAUGCAAAACAACCACUUCGCACCCACCCUCACCCAGCCACGCUCACG
This is a messenger RNA of Salpingoeca rosetta, 2133 nucleotides long. RefSeq lists its product as uncharacterized. NCBI's taxonomy places the organism in Eukaryota, Choanoflagellata, Craspedida, Salpingoecidae. The record is from RefSeq and is a predicted model, not a curated record. Bases 1 to 1845 code for a protein of 614 amino acids. Gene Ontology annotation, cellular component: membrane. Gene Ontology annotation, molecular function: heparan sulfate 6-sulfotransferase activity. The transcript has 4 exons.